AGCUGCCUUCCUGCCCCUGCUGAGGGCGGGGUACCGGCAGGUGGCACAGGUGAGACCCCAAAAUACACCCAGAGCUGCCUUCCUGCCCCUGCUGAGAACGGGGUACAGACAGGUGGCACAGGGUUUGCUGUCAGAGACCUUCCUGGAGGGGCACCACGUGGCCAAGGUGAACAAGAGUGAGGAGGAGGAGGGUGAGGGGGCGGAGCUGAGCCCCGAGGAGCUGCAGGAGAUCCUGGGCACCGGGGGGGAUUUCUACGGGCGCCUGGCCGCCUCCAUCGCCCCCGAGAUCUUCGGGCACGAGGAUGUGAAGAAGUCGCUGCUGCUGCUGCUGGCGGGGGGUGUGGAGAGGAGCCCGCGCGGGAUGCGCAUCCGCGGGAACAUCAACAUCUGCCUGAUGGGGGACCCGGGCGUGGCCAAGUCGCAGCUGCUGACGUACAUCGACCGCCUGGCGCCGCGCAGCCAGUACACCACAGGCCGUGGCUCCUCAGGCGUGGGCCUGACCGCAGCCGUCCUGCGGGACCCUCGCAGCGGGGAGCUGGUGCUGGAGGGCGGCGCCCUGGUCCUGGCCGACCGCGGCGUUUGCUGCAUCGACGAGUUCGACAAGAUGGCCGAGGGCGACCGCGUGGCCGUGCACGAGGCGCUGGAGCAGCAGAGCGUGGCCGUGGCCAAGGCGGGCGUGGUGGCCACGCUGAACGCGCGCUGCGCCGUGCUGGCCGCCGCCAACCCCGCCUUCGGCCGCUUCGACCCCCGCCGCAGCCUGGAGCACAACCUGCAGCUGCCGGCGGCGCUGCUGUCGCGCUUCGACCUGCUCUGGCUGCUGCAGGACCGGCCCCAGAGGGACAGGGACCUCAG
Zonotrichia leucophrys gambelii is the source of this 852-nucleotide messenger RNA. Its product is annotated as DNA replication licensing factor MCM7-like. Gene Ontology annotation, cellular component: nucleus; MCM complex. The transcript has 5 exons. Gene Ontology annotation, molecular function: single-stranded DNA helicase activity; ATP binding; single-stranded DNA binding. The record is from RefSeq and is a predicted model, not a curated record. The annotation marks the transcript as partial. NCBI's taxonomy places the organism in Eukaryota, Metazoa, Chordata, Aves, Passeriformes, Passerellidae. Gene Ontology annotation, biological process: DNA strand elongation involved in DNA replication; DNA replication initiation; DNA replication.